AUGGCGUGGGGCGUGUUCACGUUCAGUAGAGACGGGCGCGCGCGGCUGGCCGGAGUGCUGCGCGCGCUGCUCAUUGCCCAGCUCGUCGUCUCCUUGUGCAUGGUCAUCUUCUGCUACAACACCAGUCUGCGGGUGAUGCUGCUGCUCAAGCAUAUACAUAAGGUAACAGUCCUACUCUUGUAUGGACUGAUCCUAUUCCAAGCUUACGGUAUGAAGCUCCAUUACACUGGAGGACUGCGCCUCAUAGCCGUGCUGCUGAAGUGUCCUCACUGGAAGCGAGCGACCCUUGUCAGUAGCGUGUGGCUGGUCAGCGGCACGUUGGUCGCUGCUAACGGCAUGCUCGUGUAUGCUGCCUGCAGAGGGACUUUGAAGGCUCUGAUGAAGGAGUUGUCGUCAUCGCUACGUAUCGGUAUCUCGCAGUAUUUGACGGAGCCAACGUGGAAAGCGCUCCUGGAUACAAUGCAGGUGGAACUGAGCUGCUGUGGAGCGGACAAGCCGACAGACUGGCACGAGAUACCUUGGAUCAACAUGGAUUUUCUCAACGAAAAAUCCGAAUUGGUUAUGAAGUUAGCGGGUGCAGACGGUAAGGUGCUGCCCCCUGUGUCUCCGUACUCAUGUUGCACUCCUCGAGUGCUUGCUCCAUGCUACCACGACCCUUUACAACAGUCGGAGUGGCGCGAGGUAUGGUCGGAGUCGUCCCCGCUCCUGUCCGCGUCGCUGCACACGCGCGGCUGCGUCGAGGCGGUGCGCGCGCCCCUCACCCGCGCCCUGCUGGCGCUGCAGUGCUUCAACAUGCUCGUCUUCUUGUUCCAAAUCCUGAUCGUGGUACUGACGCAGCUGCUGCGUACGAGUGCCCGCGAGGCCGUGCUGCGCGGGGACUGCAGCGGGACGGGCCGCGCCGUGCUACUCGGGAGCCUGCCGCUGCAACUGCAGCGCACGACAUCGAGUCGGGAGGAGGAGCUACUGGCGUGUUCUAGUACGAGCGCGGGCGCAGCGCCGGGGACGAGCUACUGCGCGGACUACACGCGGCGCGCGCGCAGGCGGCACUGCCGGGCCAAGACUAGGCACAGCUACCCAUACUUGUCUUAG
This is a messenger RNA of Spodoptera exigua (beet armyworm), 1089 nucleotides long. The record is from the annotation of a GenBank genome assembly. NCBI's taxonomy places the organism in Eukaryota, Metazoa, Arthropoda, Insecta, Lepidoptera, Noctuidae.